UACAAGCAGGUGGAGUUUGACAAAACCGCAGUUAAUCUUGGAACAUUUGCAAGAUCGGAACACCUGCCCUCCUGCUUCAAGAAGAGGCUGUGGAGUUCAAUCUUUACGCGUAUCAAAUAUUUACCGCAUACAUUCACCAAUUGGAUAAACAACCCACGUAUAACUCACAGCUCGCAACAUCCGCUCUCUGAGCUCUGCACGCAAAUUCAAAACGAGAGCAACUUGACGAUACUCAGUCUUUCUGGAGUAUUAAACGACAAGAAAUCAAAAUGCCAAGAGCUUUUCUCGUGCGCACGAAGUCUACCGCAGUUUCCAGCGAGGCUUCUCACCAGGGUGUUGAAAAGGGAAAUAAACAAGGAAAACAAAAUUCCUCCGCGCGACAUUAUGAGAUCAAAUGUGGUUCUCCUGUUACAGAGAGAGAUGAAGAGGCAAUCGUCCCACAACAAAUUUCCAAAGAUGACUGUUAUUCACCGAAUACCUCCAACAGCAACACGGACCUCAAAGAUGAAAGUGACACUGAUGAGAAUGGAAAUUACAAGGGAAACCCAGAUGAUGAGUCCAGUUCAGAGGAGGACACAGAUGAUGGGAACAGUAGCCAUGGAAGCCAAUCACAAGGCAGAUACCCAACUUAUUCCUCAGCUAUACCUAUUGGAUCUGGUCUAAGAUUUCUGCAAACAUUUCCCCCUUCCACCGCUAAAGGACAUGAAGGCCCACAUUUGAAAUUCCCACAGUUCCCUCUGUGGAACUGCAGGCAGCAGCCUUACAAAGGACUCGACCCAUUUGCACGGUGGAUGCAGCAAUGGACGGAGAUGAGAAGGCUUCAAAGCGAUCCAUCCGCUGGCUUGUAUCGAUUCUAUCAUGCACCUAUGUCCCAGGGAGGACCAAAGUACAAAUUGAACGAUCAAAAAGACGAAGAACUUCAGAAAGAAAAUGGCCACUUAUUAAACGCAAGCGGGGCUGAAUCGAAAGAUAUUGCAAAAGAAGGCAAAGUAAAGAUGCCUGGGUCAGUAACAAGACAGUUGUACAACUGUCAAGUGUGUGAUAAAGUAUUCAACAACUCCAUCAGCUUGAAGCAGCAUAUGAUAGUGCAUUCGAACAAGAAGCCAUUCCAAUGUAGGGUUUGCGGGAAAAGCUUCAAACGCUCCUCGACGUUAUCAACACACAUGUUGAUUCAUUCGGACACGCGUCCGUUUGAGUGUCACUUUUGCGGCAAGAAAUUCCAUCAGAAGUCUGAUAUGAAGAAGCAUACGUACAUCCAUACAGGAGAGAAGCCUCACCAAUGCAAUUUUUGCGGGAAGUCGUUCAGUCAGUCGUCAAAUCUGAUCACACAUUGUCGGAAACACAAAGGCUUUCAACCAUUUUCCUGCGAUGACUGCGGAGUGUCCUUCAUGCGAAAAGUUGAUUUGAGAAGACAUAUGUACAUCCACGAACUAGAAAAUUAAAACGUUUUUCUUUUUU
This is a messenger RNA of Pocillopora damicornis (cauliflower coral), 1458 nucleotides long. RefSeq lists its product as uncharacterized. NCBI's taxonomy places the organism in Eukaryota, Metazoa, Cnidaria, Anthozoa, Scleractinia, Pocilloporidae. Gene Ontology annotation, biological process: regulation of gene expression. The record is from RefSeq and is a predicted model, not a curated record. Gene Ontology annotation, cellular component: nucleus.